GCCAGGACGAGCACUAGGCUGACUCCAGCAAGAGCGAGCUCUGCAGCCAGGCACUGCAAGAGCAGUUGGGAAGGAAAAAUAGGAAACAUCUGGUUUUGCUGUCCGUGUGCCUGCUGACUGGGUUUCAAGAGCCACAAGAACCUGUGACCAGAAAACACCUUGAGAAUGACAAGGAAGAUCUUCACCAACACCAGGGAGCGAUGGAGGCAGCAAAAUGUCAACAGCGCCUUUGCCAAGCUGAGGAAACUCAUCCCCACCCACCCGCCAGACAAAAAACUGAGCAAGAAUGAGACACUCCGGUUAGCUAUGAGAUACAUCAACUUCCUCGUCAAGGUCCUGGGGGAGCCAGGCCUGCAGCAGACGGCAGUGGUGGCACGGGGCAGCAUCCUGGGGUUCUUCCAGCAAGCCCCAUGCUUGCAAAGCAUGGAGGAGCUGACACUGAUUGAAAACUGUGGUGUGUCCUCUCCUGGCAUGAGCAGCAAUAUAGUAGAGUGUUGGUCAGAGACAUCAUCUCCCUAGCAGACAAUGAGACAUGCAGUCUUGUUGUUAGUCUGAUAGUCCCUCUCUUUUUGCAAAAUCUGUGGGUUGCUUCUCUAUGUAUUGUGAUUAUUUACUUAUAUUUAUUACAGGUUUAUUUGGUAUGCAUUUUUAUUUAAUAGGAAAGGAAAUCCUUGGUCAGCCAACAACCUGGAAGACCAGACAGAGAACUUGCAGCCCCUGGGAACUGGGAAUGACUCACUGCUGUCACAGCAGAGUCCAAGCCAGAAGGGCCUUCUGCCCUGAUCUCCUCCAUAAAUCACGCCAUAGAAAUUCAUCCAGUGUUUCUGGUAGCGAAAGAGAUUGUUCUGCCAUGCUAUUUCAAGGCAACACUACUGAGCUUAAGAAUGAUGACUGCACCACAAAUUUGUCCAAGACAGACAUCUGGCCUCAGUAGUGAAAGAUUUGGAGACAUGUGAUAUUUGCCACAGUCCUCCCCCAGUGGUUCCAGAGGCUAACUGCUCUCACUCUUGAGCUUGUGAAUCUUAUUUCCAGCUUGAUUCUUUUUUUUGAAAAUACAGGUCCUAGCCCUUGAACCUGGCUAUAUCUUUCUCCAUCAGACUGGAGGGAUCCCUAGUGUCAGAACAAAACGCAUUAAACAAACUUGAACAUUAGGUUAAAGCAAAAAUGCUCAUUUAAAAUAAAAGAAGACAUAGUCAUAGAUGAGUUUCAGUGUGUUCAAUAGGCAGAGCAAACCUCCUCCGUAGCGGUCACAGUGUGCAUGUGAAAGAAGCUGUUCAGCUACCCUCCAGCAGCCUUAAAAGUCCAUCAAACAGGUUGGUGGCUAAAUGCCUUUGCCCUUCAACUGCUGCAGUAAUGGGGAAGGACUUGUUUUGGGAGGGAGGUGCCAGGACAAAGGCCUCCAUGAUGCACUGUGAAAACCUUCAUGGAAGUGUCAGUGAGCAGUGCCCAUUCCUGUGCCAGGGUGCAGAAGCAGCUGGAGCAUGUCAGGGCCUGGCAGAAGGUGCUGGGCAUGCACCAUGGGUGCACCAUGGUGCCCCUUCAGCACAGCGCUGUGUAUCACGGGUCUUGGGCAUUGAGUUCCUGAACCAGCCCUGCUUUUGCUGCCAUGGGAGGCAGAACCGAGCUGCACACAUCCUUGCUGUCACCUGUAAGACCAUGGUGCUGUGAUGUUAGGCUGUGUGAAGUUGGAUUGAUGUCUGCCCCAAGUGGGGUACCAAGACCAUCGUCAAGACUAGGGGCAUGCUGCCUGUGUACCCAGCUGACUGCCUUUAAACUCCCCGCUUUCAAGUGCUGUAGUUGAGGUUCCUCCAUCUGGACACUGUUCCAAAUGGGCUGAUGGAGCAAGGACAAAGUAAUUGGUGUAAAUGUCUUCCCAUUUGAUUCAGUGGGUCAGUUCCCUGUAGGGAAUGCCAACCACCAUGCUGUAGGUGUUUAGAUCAUAAGCAGGAUGAAAAGAGUUUUCAUGAAGGUGGGUUGUUGCCCACAAAUCAAUUUAAUUUCCUGAUUGAGUUACAACCUGUGCCAGCAAAGGUCUGGACUGCUCAUGCAAGUUAUAAAGCUGCCUAGAGCAACAGAAAAAAUGACACCAGGUUUAAGUAGAACUGCUUCCUCAUCAGAUCCUGCUCCCACUGACACAGGUCCUUUUGACUUCCAUGUGGACCAAGGUACAUGUCAAUGCUUAGAAAAGACAACUAUUCACCACUGGUGAAGAAAUGGAGCUCCCAUGUGCCAAGGCAUGUCCCUGGGCUGUUUCUGUUUAUUCAUGAGACAAUGAGCUUCCCUCAGGAAGCAGAGAUAGAGUUUGUGCAUGUAACAUGUACAGGCCUUCUGCAUGAAGGAAUUUGGCACCCAAAGCUGAGCUGCCUUUUAAAGCCUCACCAACUACCAGGUGCAUCAAAGAAGCCAGGGCUGGCUCCUGCUGAGCAUGUACUGGGCUGUCCUGUGCAUUGACAAAGACCAAGGUCAGACAGGAGCACAUCUUACCCCAUCCAGGGCUGGUGCUGUAAGGUACAGGCAUGCCAGUGGACAGAGUUUGACGAAAAGG
Aquila chrysaetos chrysaetos is the source of this 2545-nucleotide messenger RNA. It is a transcript of the gene TAL2, whose product is annotated as TAL bHLH transcription factor 2. Gene Ontology annotation, molecular function: RNA polymerase II cis-regulatory region sequence-specific DNA binding; protein dimerization activity; DNA-binding transcription factor activity, RNA polymerase II-specific. The record is from RefSeq and is a predicted model, not a curated record. The coding region runs from base 166 to 519 and encodes 117 amino acids. Gene Ontology annotation, biological process: regulation of transcription by RNA polymerase II. The transcript is spliced from 2 exons. NCBI's taxonomy places the organism in Eukaryota, Metazoa, Chordata, Aves, Accipitriformes, Accipitridae.